CAUUCUUUAGAAGGGAAGCUCCACAAAAACUUACCUUCAAAUCAUUGAAGCAUCGUCUCUCCAAUACAGAUUUCUUGAGAAAGAAGCGGAAAAUGGAUGGAUUGCAGGAAAUGGGGAUUCCAAUGCUGGGCAUUGUUGCAGCUGCAGCCAUUACCUUCUACGCCGUAAGCUUUUCAGAGCUUCGUGAGAAAUCAUUCAGAGAUUUGGAUGAAUCUGAGGAUCAGAAAGGAGGGUUUCAGAUGACUUCGAGUUCAAGAGAAAGGCGAGCAAGAAGAAAGGCUGAAAAGGAAGCUAAAAGAUGAUCAUUUCUUCCCUGAUUUUCUUUAAACAUUUUGUGAGAUAAUUUGCCACUUUUACAAGCUUUUACUUCUUAUUUUGCCAUGUCUGUUAAGAAUUCCAUAAGGAACUUUUUAUUACAAGAAAUGUAUCUGAAAAAAAGAGCAUUUCUGCUUUGAAAUCUAUAUCAAACAUCAUCUUAAGAAUCUAGUAGUUUGAGUUGCCAUUUAUGAACAACAUCCAAGACUUUUUAUAACUUAAAAA
This is a messenger RNA of Benincasa hispida (wax gourd), 540 nucleotides long. RefSeq lists its product as uncharacterized. Lineage: Eukaryota; Viridiplantae; Streptophyta; Magnoliopsida; Cucurbitales; Cucurbitaceae. The record is from RefSeq and is a predicted model, not a curated record.